CUUACUACUGCUUCACAAGUUCCUUCUCGCAGAACUCCAGUCCUGGUGGCUCCUCAGAAGGUGACUGUGCUUCCAGAGCUGCUCCAGACAUUGCUGUGUGCCUGAUUCAUUCCUGCUGGGGGAGGCUGUGCACAUUGGCUCGUACUGCCCCUUGCAUACUUGGAGGUGUCUGGUGGCAUUACACUUCAUAGUUAUCAUCUGCCCAUCCAGUAAGCAGCUAUGGUGGGGAGGCUCAACCUGCAGGAUGUCCCCGAUCUGCUAGACAUGAAGAAGAAGAGUGACAGGGUCCUGGACAGUCCUGACUCGGGACUUCCUCCAAGUCCUUGUCCCAGCAACUGGCUCCUGAAUUCAGUCUCAACUGAGAAGUCAUCUGACCAAGACAUCUCCGGCCAUUCCCUGCAGGUGAGUACAUCACCAUCCCUGAGCCUGUCAAGCAGCUACACCCCACGGCUUUGUCCUCUGUCAUUUGGAGAAGGUGUGGAGUUGGACCCAUUGCCACCCAAGGAGAUAAGGUAUACUUCUUCAGUUAAAUAUGACUCUGACAAGCAUUUCAUUGACAAUAUAUACAUGCCAAUAGGACUGGGAGUCUCUUCAUGUAGUCAGACUGUGAUCUGUGUUCCUAACUGUACAUGGCGCAACUACAGAGCUGAAGUUCACUUUGAACCGAAGAACAAACCUCAGAGAUUCAUGAGCACCACAAUUGUGUAUCCAAAGCACACAAAAACAGUGUACACUACUACUUUGGAUUACAACUGCAAGAAAUGUAUGAGGCGCUUCCUCUCCAGCGUAGAGCUUGAGGCAACUGAACACGUGGGCAAUGAAUGCUUUGUGGAUGAAUAUUAAUUGCUUGUAUGCCCAACUCUCUGCCUUACAAAGAACAUGGGGCCUUUGAACAACUUCAGACUGGCAGAACCUACCGAAAUUCCUUUAAAGGUUCUGAGAUGAUAACAUAUAUAUGUGAAAGUCUUUGGCCCAGAAAAUACAAACUUACCUACAAAUACUGAAGCCUAAUUUGGGUGACUGUGUAUUCCGCAGAAUGACUGCUGAUACAUAUUUUUUUUCUUACCCAUACUCAUAGCACUGAAUGCUUGGGACAUUUAUAUGACUGUGAACAUAGAAACUAUACUCUUAGGGCCAAAACCAAAGGGUAUUAUGCAAUCCGGAACAUUGUAGAGGGAAAAUACUCUCUAAGCCUUCCUCUUUGAGAAGAUCACCCCCUUGUCCAGACUAAAUUUUGUGUCACCGAUUUUUGGUUACAUCAUGUAUUCUGAAUUCUGGUCAUCUUCUUUGAGAAGACCAUCUCCCUAAAAGGCCACUUUAUGUGCAAUUUUGGGUGGUCAAAGAGGUUUCACAUCUCCCCAUACAAAUGUAUUGGACACUAAAAUAAAAGAAAAUGUAAAAUAAUUGCCACAUCUUUUUUUUUUAUAUGAACAGUUAUAAAAAGAGGGAUAUCUAGGUCUUGGCCUAUGAACAACAUUAUAUUAUCUCCACAGAAGACUAUAUAAAUGACUAAGAGGCAUAUAAUUGGUUCAUGUAUGGAACUCGUAAUUGUAAAAUCUGACCAAAUUGGUAUAAAUACACAUGGUAUAUCCAAACCUACAGGGGCAACGUCAUUUCUCUGAGAACUUCUAUUUGGUUUUUGGGUAUUCUGUUUAAUUUCAUAUCCCUUCCCUUUGCAUAAAUAAUAAAUCACUUAAAUGGGCAAACAUGUCAAUUUGUUUAUUCUUCAUGUAUAUUUGAUCUACAUCAGUGUUCAUAGAAAGCGGGAGUAAUGGUAAGUGUGCAAUGGUGGUGGGACAAGGAAAGAGAAGUUUCUUUGGAGGAUAAUCCCAGUAUCUGUGGAGAGGCUGCAAACAACUGAGGUGGGAGAGUCUGUCUACAGGACAAAUAUUAGUUCUGCAUUUCACAAAUCUGGCCUUUAUGAAAGAGUGGUAAGAAGAAAGCAGUGAGCUACUGUUUUGAGUUCGCCACAAGCCAUGUCGGAGACACAGCAAACAUGUGAAAGAUGGUGCUCAGAUGGGAUCUAUACUGAACCAUUGUCCUCAAGUGCAAAAUACUGUGUGUGUCGGAAACUCAACACUGUGAAACAUGGUGGUGUAGCAUCAUGCUGUGGAGAUGCUUUUCUUUAGCAGGUGCAGGUACAAGCUGGUCUGUAUUGAUGGAAAUAUGAAUAUAGGGCAAUCCUUGAAGAAAAUCUAAUGCAGUCAGAGGUUCAUCUUUCAGAAGGACAAUAGGGGAGAUUUAUCGGA
This is a messenger RNA of Hyla sarda, 2249 nucleotides long. RefSeq names its product refilin B (gene RFLNB). Bases 220 to 843 code for a protein of 207 amino acids. Lineage: Eukaryota; Metazoa; Chordata; Amphibia; Anura; Hylidae. Gene Ontology annotation, cellular component: actin filament bundle. The transcript has 3 exons. The record is from RefSeq and is a predicted model, not a curated record. Gene Ontology annotation, molecular function: filamin binding. Gene Ontology annotation, biological process: actin filament bundle organization; negative regulation of bone mineralization involved in bone maturation; skeletal system morphogenesis.